AGAGAGAGCAUUGAAUGGAAGGAAAAAGAAAAAAGCAAAGGGAGAAACAGAGGGAAGAGGAAUACAGGCAGCUGAACGGAGGGGGGAGGGAGAAAAAAUGCUGCUUUCCAGACCCCCCUCUCUUCCUUUCACAGUCAAGGAGAACGCUCCUCCGAGCUGACUGGCGUCUCAGCCAGCCAAUCAGGAGCCUGCCUCCUCGCUGAGCCGGCCAAUCGGCGGCCAGCCCCCCUCGCUCGGCCAGCCAAUCGGCGGCCUGCCUCCUCGCUUUGUCAUCAGGCUCUGAUUGAGGAAGGAUUGGCUCUCCUGCUCUGUAUUUGGAAGGCAGAUAAAAUGCCUGGUGUGGACUGCCUCUGGGAAUAACCUCACUGCCUUAUAAUGUGAAUGAGCAGCGGCCAGGCUUGGGGGAAACGCAUCAGAUCUACUCUCAGGCCCGAGACAAGCAGAGCAGGCCUCUUUCUCUUUUUAUUUGGAGAGGUAUCUUUUUUUUUUGGUGGUGGUGGAAAGGGGGGGGGGUUGUUAUUCCCCCAUCCAUCCUUUUCUUUCUCGUGGUUUUUAUUCCUGUCCUGUUUUCUUUUUUUUUUUUUUCCUUCUUCAUUCGCGGAGUGGUGCUUUUCGGAAUAUCAGACCUCCAUGUACGACAAUUUGUACCUGCAUGGAUUCGAAGACUCGGAGGCGGGUUCAGCUGAUUCCUACACUAGCAGACCAUCUGACUCAGAUGUCUCCCUGGAGGAAGAGCGGGAGGGAGGCAGGCAGGAGCGAGAGCAGCAAGCGGCCGUACAGCUUGAGAGGGCUAAGGCCAAAGCUGUGGCCUUUGCGGUGAAGACCAACGUCUGCUACUGUGGCGCCCUGGACGAAGACGUCCCCGUAGCGGGAACCGCCAUCUCUUUCGAUGCCAAGGACUUUCUGCACAUCAAAGAGAAGUACAGUAAUGACUGGUGGAUCGGGCGCCUGGUGAAGGAGGGCUGUGAGAUCGGCUUCAUCCCCAGCCCUCUCAAGCUGGAGAACAUCCGCAUUCAGCAGGAGCAGAAAAGGGGGCGCUUCCACGGUAAGUCCAGCGGGAAUUCCUCCUCCAGUCUAGGAGAGAUGGUUUCAGGCACUUUCAGACCGAACCCUCCCUCUACAGGGAAACAGAAGCAGAAAGUGACUGAACACAUCCCUCCCUACGAUGUCGUCCCCUCCAUGAGGCCUGUGGUUUUGGUGGGACCCUCCCUGAAGGGAUACGAGGUGACAGACAUGAUGCAGAAAGCGCUCUUUGACUUCUUGAAGCACAGGUUUGACGGCAGGAUAUCUAUCACAAGAGUCACUGCUGACAUAUCUUUGGCCAAGAGGUCUGUACUGAACAACCCCAGCAAGAGAGCCAUCAUCGAAAGGUCCAACACCAGGUCCAGCUUAGCGGAGGUCCAGAGCGAGAUCGAGCGGAUCUUCGAGCUGGCCCGCUCCUUGCAGCUGGUGGUGCUGGACGCUGACACCAUUAACCACCCCGCCCAGCUCAUAAAGACGUCCUUAGCGCCCAUCAUCGUCCACGUCAAAGUGUCCUCUCCGAAGGUGCUGCAGCGGCUGAUCAAAUCGCGGGGGAAGUCCCAGAGCAAACACCUGAACGUGCAGCUGGUGGCGGCGGACAAACUGGCACAGUGUCCCCCGGAAAUGUUUGACAUCAUCCUGGACGAGAACCAGCUGGAGGACGCGUGUGAACACCUGGCGGAGUACCUGGAGGCGUACUGGCGUGCGACGCACACGUCCAACAGCACCCCCCUCAACCCCCUGCUGGGGAGGAACCUGGGCUCCACCGCGCUGUCCCCGUACCCCACCGCCAUCUCCGGACUGCAGGGCCAAAGAAUGAGACACAGCAACCACACGGCAGACCACUCCCCCAUCGAGCGGCGCAGCCUCAUGACGUCGGACGAGAACUACCACAACGAGCGGGCGCGCAAGAGCCGGCACCGGCUGUCCUCGGGGUCCCAGCACAGCCGCGACCACUACCCCCUGGUGGAGGAGGACUACCAGGACCCCUACCAGGACACGUACAAGCCCCACCGCAACCGAGGCUCCCCCGGGGGGUACAGCCAGGACUCCCGACACCGGCUCUGAGUCAGCGCCCCCCCCCCCCCGCUCUCUCUCUGUCUCUCUCUCCUCUCUCUCCUCUACUCUCUCACACCCGGCAUGACCGAGCCGGGGCAGGGACAGUUCCGUCCCGUAAAAAUUGCGUAACGCGUCUCUUUUCCCUCUGGCACUGGUUCCCCCCCCACCUCCCCACCCUAAAGCUGCGUUCUGUCCGCUUUGGCGAAUCCGGGCACCUCUUUAUUUUUAAAAAAUUAUAAAAAAAUUUAAAUAAGAAAACCUCGCACGGCCGGGGAAAGAAAAGGGCAGUGCAGGUUUAGGGGGUUUGCCCCGGGGCAGCCGGGCCCUCUCGCUCGCCCCCGUCCCGUAUGGCAUGGCUCGAUUGCGGCUCCGUUUGGGCCAGGUUGUGCAUGGACGCCCAGUGACAGGCCCUCUGAGCCCCCCCCCCCCCUUCCUGCAGCGUCAUCCCCCCCACCCCCCACCCCCACCCCGAACCAGCGCCAGCACGCGGAAACGCUCGAGCGCGAAACGCACCCCGUGCCCAGCGCACGACCUCUUGCACGUUUUCGGGAGCCAAUAGAAACGGUUUUUACUGACACGUCCUCUGCGUCCUUGAUUGGUUGAAAUUGUCCCGGUUGUGGGUGUUGUUGUCUGCGUGCGCCCUGCGGUCUCGGCUGUGCAGGCACGGUUCUCGUUCGCCACACGGUCGGAGGAAACCGCGUGCGGUCUGAGCCGUGCCGGUCCCCUCCCGCUCCGGUCCGUCUCUCUUCAGCGACACGCAGUGCCGUUUGAGACCAGCAGAGGGAGGUGUGUGGAGCGCACAACCGCCCCCCCGUCCCCCCCGUCCCCCCUGCCCCCACCCUGGCGUGGGGUACGGCGUGGGGCGUGGCGCCUUUUCUAAGCGAAAACUCCCCGAGUUCCAAGCAAGCUGCGAGUUCUUUAAAAAAAAAACAAAAAAAAAACACAUUUUAUAAAAAUUAAAAAAAACGUACCAAAUGGCUUGCACUAGAUCUGUACCUGGAGCCCGUUCAGGAAACGCCAGGCCCA
This is a messenger RNA of Anguilla rostrata (American eel), 3105 nucleotides long. It is a transcript of the gene cacnb4a, whose product is annotated as calcium channel, voltage-dependent, beta 4a subunit. Gene Ontology annotation, molecular function: voltage-gated calcium channel activity; protein binding. Gene Ontology annotation, biological process: calcium ion transmembrane transport. The transcript has 13 exons. NCBI's taxonomy places the organism in Eukaryota, Metazoa, Chordata, Actinopteri, Anguilliformes, Anguillidae. Bases 382 to 2088 code for a protein of 568 amino acids. Gene Ontology annotation, cellular component: voltage-gated calcium channel complex. The record is from RefSeq and is a predicted model, not a curated record.